GCGAGCUGUGAUUGGUCACAGCUUGUCACAUGGUACAAGGCUGUUGUGAAUAGCCUUGUACCAUGUGACCUCUGUGAUCAUUCACAGAUUUCACAAAUAGAGUAAGCAAUGAUGUCAGGAAGUGACAUCUUGUUUACUACUGUUCAUGUGAUCACUGAUUGGCCAAUCAGUGAUCACAUGAUCAGGACCUCACACAGAGGUCCCGUACAACGAUCGGUGUUCCACUGUGUCCGGAGGCACCUGAUCGCAGUGCUGCGUGCUCCCAGGGAGCACGCAAAAGCAGGGGGCGGGUAAGCCAUUUAUAAACGGCCACCUGCCCCUGCACUGCUCCCGUCCAGCCGUUUAUAUACAUGGGCCAGAUGGGAAAUGGUUAAUAUACUC
Staurois parvus is the source of this 381-nucleotide messenger RNA. The record is from the annotation of a GenBank genome assembly. Lineage: Eukaryota; Metazoa; Chordata; Amphibia; Anura; Ranidae.